Molecule: messenger RNA, 2982 nt
Organism: Myotis davidii
Lineage: Eukaryota; Metazoa; Chordata; Mammalia; Chiroptera; Vespertilionidae
Gene: ANKFN1
Product: ankyrin repeat and fibronectin type III domain containing 1
Exons: 19
Coding region: 190-2982 (930 amino acids)
Biological process (GO): regulation of establishment of bipolar cell polarity; establishment of mitotic spindle orientation
Cellular component (GO): spindle
Molecular function (GO): protein binding
Source: RefSeq, a predicted model, not a curated record
CUACCCUUCAAAGACAGACACUUCACCUGCAGCAAAAUAAUAGGAAGGAGGUUCGCUUGCUUUGUGCAGAGGCUGAGCCACAGGAGAAGGCAAAGUCAAUGUGAUUUACUGAAUGAAAGCACUGGACAAUCACCAGCAACUUGCUCCUCUGCUGCCUCGAACAACCUAAACUGGAACUGUCGUGUGAAAAUGACCCAACAAAUGCAGAGUUUACAUCUUUCUCAGUCAAAAAAACAUAGUGCCCCAUCAUCUCCCAAUGCUGCCAAACGCCUGUACAGAAACCUCUCUGAGAAACUGAAGGGGAGCCACUCUUCAUUUGAUGAGGCCUACUUUAGAGCAAGGACUGACCGGCUGAGUCUCAGGAAGACCUCUGUGAACUUUCAGGGCAACGAAGCCAUGUUUGAAGCAGUCGAACAGCAGGACAUGGAUGCUGUGCAGAUCCUUCUGUAUCAGUACACAGCAGAAGAACUAGAUCUCAAUACUCCUAACAGUGAGGGGUUGACGCCUCUCGAUAUUGCCAUCAUGACCAACAAUGUGCCCAUUGCUAGGAUUCUCCUGAGGACGGGGGCUAGAGAAAGCCCACACUUUGUCAGCCUGGAAAGUCGAGCCAUGCACCUCAACACACUGGUUCAGGAAGCCCAGGAGAGGGUGAGUGAACUGUCUAUUCAGGUGGAGAAUGAAGGAUUCAGUCUGGACAACACAGACAAAGAGAAACAGCUGAAAGCUUGGGAGUGGAGGUACCGGCUCUACAGACGCAUGAAAACAGGCUUCGAACAUGCCAGAGCCCCCGAGGUGCCAACCAAUGUCUGCCUCAUGGUAACCAGCAGCACAUCACUCACCGUCAGCUUCCAAGAGCCUCUUAGUGUCAAUGCAGCUGUAGUGACCAGAUAUAAAGUGGAAUGGAGUAUGUCUAAAGACUUCUGUCCUUUGGCUGGAGAAAUCAUCAUGGAGGACCUACAGACCCUGAGAUGCACAAUUACAGGGCUUAUAACGGGCCAACAGUACUUUGUUCAAGUCUCAGCUUAUAACAUGAAAGGAUGGGGACCUGCUCAGAUCACGACGCCAACAUGUGCCUCUCCUUCUAACUGGAAAGACUAUGACGACAGAGAGCCCAGACACAAGGGACAGAGUGAAGUUUUGGAAGGUCUGCUGCAGCAGGUCCGAGCCCUUCAUCAGCAUUAUAGUUGCCGAGAAACUUCAAAAUUACAAACCACAGGCCGCAAGCAGUCAGUCUCAAGGAGCCUAAAACACCUAUUCCAUUCCUCAAACAAGUUUGUGAAGACCUUGAAACGGGGACUCUACAUAGCUGUUAUAUUUUAUUAUAAAGAUAAUAUGUUAGUCACCAAUGAAGAUCAAAUACCAAUCGUUGAAAUAGAUGACUCUCACACCAGUUCCAUCACACAAGAUUUUCUGUGGUUCACGAAGCUGUCUUGUAUGUGGGAAGAUAUAAGGUGGUUAAGGCAAAGUUUGCCUAUCUCCAUGUCCUCAUCCACAGUACUGCAAACUCGGCAGAAGAUGCUCGCAGCAACAGCCCAGCUACAGAAUUUACUUGGAACACACAAUUUGGGAAGAGUUUACUAUGAGCCCAUUAAAGACCGGCAUGGAAACAUCCUGAUAGUCACCAUCAGAGAGGUGGAGAUGCUCUAUUCAUUUUUUAAUGGCAAAUGGAUGCAGAUCUCAAAGCUGCAAAGCCAGAGGAAGUCUCUGUCAACACCUGAGGAGCCAACAGCUUUAGACAUUUUACUGAUAACCAUCCAGGAUAUUCUCUCCUAUCACAAAAGGAGUCAUCAACGUCUCUCUCCUGGAUUAUAUCUGGGUUAUCUAAAGCUGUGUAGCUCUGUGGACCAGAUUAAAGUUCUUGUUACUCAAAAGUUGCCCAACAUUCUCUGCCAUGUUAAGAUCCGUGAAAACCAUAACAUUUCCAAAGAGGAGUGGGAAUGGGUCCAAAAGCUUUCUGGCUCUGAAUCUAUGGAAAGUGUGGAUCAUACUUCUGACUGCCCCAUGCAAUUGUUCUUCUACGAGCUCCAGAUGGCAGUGAAAGCUCUCCUUAAGCAGAUCAAUAUACCUCUACACCAGGCAAGGAACUUCCGCCUCUACACACAGGAGGUGUUGGAAAUGGGUCACAAUGUGUCCUUUCUUCUCCUGCUCCCUGCCUCAGACGACGUCUGUACAGCCCCAGGACAGAAUAAUCCUUACACCCCACACUCAGGAUUUCUUAACCUCCCUCUUCAGAUGUUUGAACUUGUUCAUUUUUGCAGCUACAGAGAGAAAUUUAUUAGUCUGUAUUGCCGCCUUUCUGCUGUUGUGGAGCUGGAUUCUCUGAAUACCCAACAGUCCCUGAGGGAAGCGAUCUCAGACAGCGAGGUUGCAGCUGCCAAACAAAGACACCAGCAAGUUUUAGAUUUCAUUCAGCAAAUAGAUGAAGUUUGGCGUGAAAUGAGAUGGAUCAUGGAUGCUCUACAGUAUGCAAGAUACAAACAAUCAAUGUCGGGCUUGUCCAUUACUAAGCUUAUAGACCCCUCAGAUGAGCAGAACCUAAAGAAGAUGAGCUCUACAUCAUCCCAUAUAGACUGUCUUCCAUCACCAUCCCCAUCCCCAGAGAUGCACAGAAGAAAGGCAGUGAGUGCAGAUUCCCAGCCCUGCUCGGACGAAGAAGGCUGCUCGGAAGUCUUCCUCCCCACCGACAGUGACUACGACUCCAGCGACGCCCUGAGCCCCCGAGACCUGGACCUGGUGUACCUGUCCUCACAGGACAUCGCGCAGCAGGCGCUCAGCGGCCUGAGCGGCAGUGCCCCCGACGUCCUGCAGGUGCACGACGUGAAGUCUUCAACGGGGUCGGGCCAGGACCCCCAGGGCCAGGAUCCAGGCCCGGACCCCGACCACGCGUGUGCUGAGUUCCUCCACGGCCUGACCCUCACGGGCUUCGGGCCCAAGAACCACGCCAAGAUGGCGGCCUGCGUCAGCAGGCGCUCAGCGGCCUGA